Molecule: messenger RNA, 873 nt
Organism: Arctia plantaginis
Lineage: Eukaryota; Metazoa; Arthropoda; Insecta; Lepidoptera; Erebidae
Source: the annotation of a GenBank genome assembly
AUGCUGUUAUACACUGUGGCAGUAAUAGUGGCGUAUCUGGCGAUGGCAUCGUCCAGGGAGACCAUACGACCUAUGCCUACUAUAACAAACUCCCUGGUGAAUCUCGGCAAAAUGGAAAUCUCAUUUUAUUUCAACGGUAACGAUCGUGAUUCAUCCUCCCAACAUUACGAUCAUGUUUCAAGAUCAAUGGGACCAUUUAUAAAACCUGAACCUGUUAUUGAAGAUGCGUGUCCCUGCUCGAGCCUCCGCAAUUUUAAAGACCUCAACAAUCCUGCUGGCAUUCUUAACAAAAUUCUCAUGAGUAAUGAUUUGUUCUCCUUUAAUAGAGAACCCGUAACUUCAACCUUAUGCUGUGAAUCACACGAACACGUACAAGAUGGUACUGUUAUUUUCGAAUUCCCCAGCAACCCAAAGAAUAUGAAACCAGUGGCACGUAGUAAUACUGUACCCGUAGAAGGUAACUCAGUUCCUAUAUCAAAUAACGGUUUACCCAUGUUGCCAUUCCUAUUUGAAACCGCGAUUCCUAACAAAUCAAUGUUACCUUCUCUGAAGACAAAAUCAAUUGAAAUAUUUUUGUUCCCGAAGAAAAAAGAAAUGGGUAUUGCUAAUACAGAGAGACUGCCAUCGAAGAAGAGAGAUUUAAGUUCUAAAGAUAAUAUUCAGGUUGUAGGAGAUAAGGAUAUCAAAAAUAAUGUUAACCUGUUCAAGCCAGUUUUUCCAGUCGUGAAAAAAGAUUUGACUUUUCAAGAUAAGAACGAGAAACUAAAAGAGAAGGAACUGCAAAGAGAAAAAGCCAAGGAAAAAGAAGAAAUGGAAAAAGUAGAGGGUAACCAAAUUAUAAUAGAACCUGCAAGCAAACCUAAUGCAGUGUAA